Molecule: messenger RNA, 470 nt
Organism: Spirodela intermedia
Lineage: Eukaryota; Viridiplantae; Streptophyta; Magnoliopsida; Alismatales; Araceae
Source: the annotation of a GenBank genome assembly
AUGAUGUAUACUAUGAUAUACACUCGUCUUGAUAUAUUAUCACAUGCAAUCAAUAUAGUUAUCCAUUUUAUGGUUAAUCUGAGUAAAGCACAUUGGCAUGUUGUUAAAUAGAUUUUUAGAUACUUAUGGGGUAUUAUGGAUCCAUAAUAGAGGCAGAAUUCAUGGCACUUAUAGAGACAUUAAAGGAAACUAUAUGGUUAAGAGGUUUAUUCUCUAAAUUAUGUUCAUGUCAAGUUUUAAUUAUUUAUAUUGUGAUAGUUGUUAUUUAUUUAACCAAAGAUUAAAUGUAUCACAAAAUGACAAAGUAUAUUGACAUCAAAUAUCAUUUUAUCUAUAAUAUAAUUUUCUCAGGUGAAAUUAAUGUGCAAAAAAUUAGUACUGAAGAUAAUUCAGCUGAUAUGCUAAUAAAACUUCUUCCUAUUUUAAAGUUCCAACAUUGUUUGAACCUGAUUAGAAUUUAUAAUACUUAG